This is a messenger RNA of Cyclopterus lumpus (lumpfish), 2384 nucleotides long. It is a transcript of the gene pycr3, whose product is annotated as pyrroline-5-carboxylate reductase 3. NCBI's taxonomy places the organism in Eukaryota, Metazoa, Chordata, Actinopteri, Perciformes, Cyclopteridae. The transcript has 8 exons. Bases 408 to 1706 code for a protein of 432 amino acids. Gene Ontology annotation, molecular function: pyrroline-5-carboxylate reductase activity. Gene Ontology annotation, biological process: L-proline biosynthetic process. The record is from RefSeq and is a predicted model, not a curated record.
ACACGUGAAACGGACCACUAAAAGGCGGAAUCCUGUGUGGGUAUAACACGUAUGAGCCCCGCCCACCCGGUGCAGCAACACAGGAGUAAAAAUAACGAACCCACCGAUAGUUCCCUGGAAUUCAACUGGUUGGUUCCGGACGCUGCGGGUGUUUUCGACCCGAGAGACAGCUUCAACUCAACUACCGUUUGAUCUUUGAUAACACGUUGGACGUCAGCCAUUCAGAAAAAAUCCCUCAGGAUUUUAACAUUUUAUCGACUCUCCUUUCCCGUCCUGGAGGCACUAUACACCGCACACUGCUUACAGCCGGGUGCUAGCCACAGCACCGCUCCGCCAGACAUGCUAGCACCCAACUAGCACCCUCGCCGACUGGACCUCCCGCUGCCUCCGGGCCAACGUCUGCAGCAAUGGACGAGUCCGGCAUCAAGAAGCAGAACUGGGACGUGAAGGAGACGGAGUUGUUUCUGGACAUCCUCAAGGAGCUGGACAUGAAGAAGUGCUUGGACGGGCGGAAAGUGAGGAACAACAAGCUCUUCAAGGUGGCUCACCGGAGGAUGACGGCGGCCGGUUACCACAGGUCUGUGGACCAGCUGAAGUUUCGCUGGAAACUCCUCAAAAGUGCGUAUUACAAGUGCAAAAGAGAGCCCGACUCUCCGGCGCCGACCAAGAUACAGGGCUGGUGGCGGUACGAAAAGACGAUGGUGGCCAUCAUGGAGUCCAGGCACCCGCAGCUGGUCGGAGCCGGAGUGAACUCCGACAGGACCGACGACGUGAUGGAAGACUCGGACGGAGACGCGUCCGUGCUGCGCUGGCCGCAGCCCGGCCCGGACAAUGCCGCCCAGAACCUGGGCUUAAUUAUCAAAAUGGACCCUGAGAUGGACUCGCAGCUGAAGAUUGGUUUCAUUGGUGCAGGGAACAUGGCCUUCGGCAUUGCAAAGGGCAUCUUGGCAGGAAAUGUUCUUCCUGUAAACGUCAGAGUGAGCGCACCAUCCUCCAGGAACCUUGGCCGCUUUCAGGAGCUCGGGAUUGCAGUCACUCACUCUAACGUAGAGGUGGUCUCUGGGUCAGACGUGGUCUUUGUCGCAGUCAAACCUCACCUGGUUUCACCAGUCCUAAAUGAGAUCUCCCUACACGUCACUGACCGACACAUUAUUGUGUCUGUGGCAGCAGGAGUAACACUGACAACAUUGGAAGAGCUCCUGCCAGAGAAUUCGGUUGUCAUCAGGCUCAUGCCAAAUCUCCCAUGUAUGGUUCAGGAAGGGGCUCUUCUGUUUUCGAGGGGAACCCAUGCGAAGCAGGAAGACGGAGCUCUGCUUCACUCUUUGUUGCACCGCUGUGGUUUGGUGGAGGAGGGACCCGAGGCCUGGAUCGACAUUCACACUGGACUGAGCGGGAGCGGAGUAGCGUUUGUGUAUCUGUUUGCUGAAGCGCUGGCAGACGGAGCUGUUAAAAUGGGAAUGCCAAGUGCUCUGGCACACAGCAUCGCAUCCCAAACUGUUCUGGGCGCUGGGAGAUUGCUACGCGAGUCGGAGAAGCAUCCAGCACAGCUCCGCUCUGAGGUCUGCACCCCAGGUGGAACAACCAUCUACGGGCUUCACACCCUGGAACAGGGCGGCGUGAGAGCAGCCACCAUGAGCGCCGUGGAAUCGGCCACCGUGAGAGCGAGGGAGCUCGGUCAAAAGUCGGCAGCAGCAUCCAGGAAAUGACAGCUGCUGUUUGCCUUUAUAAAUACUUAAUGGACUUAAUUCAAGCCUUACAACAAAAAGCUGACUUUUUGUCUCAAGGUCACCAUGGAACACAAAGACAAUGCAGGACUUGUCCCUUCUUUUUUCCUUCUUCACUUUCUCCACUUGAAAUGUUGGCUCUUUGACACGGAAAAGUAAAUUAUUUGAACAUGACCCUUUGAUUUCUUUUGAGAGAAUUGCUACUUUUACAUACACAUCAAUAAUCCAAUAUGUAAUGCAAGUAAGGUGUGACUAAACAAUUGGAUGCAUAGUACUCGUUUACAUUAUUUUUUUUAAGCCACAUUUAUUGAAGGCCAUGUUAUCUUAUUAGUAUGGAGAGUAAUGCGAGAGGCUUGUCAACUUCAUCAGUCAUUAAUGAAAUUAUACUCUCUACCAAAACUUUUCUCGUCAUGCCUUACUUGCCAUGAUUGGAUUAGUAUGUGCAUGCAGAAUGAGUGGAUGUAUUUAAUUAUGAGACAAUAGUAUGUAAAAUCGGUCAAAUGAAGCGUACAGUAAACCAACAUUUUGGAUGAGGAUUGUCCCACUUGUGGUUCAAUUCUAGUUGUUGGCUGUGUAUAACACAAUGUUGAGAACAAUGGUCAUGAUGCGUAAUUCCAAGUGUGUUCAAUGGGUUUUUCAUAAAGUGUCCUGUGAAAAAUC